AUGGAUAGCAAAGAGAACUAUUAUAACAUCAAAUAGAUGACAGAAUCUUUUAGGAAUGUUAAAAAAUACUCAUAACACUCAAAUACAAUUGUAGAUAUGUUUGUAGAAAUCACUUAGAAAUUGGACAAAUCUUCCAAAGAUUAUUUAUCAAAAGUCAUUCCUAUUGAUGAUGAAAAAUCAACACUAAAUUAAGUAGACACAAUCAUCAUUAUGAAUUAUUUCAAAUAAAUAGUUGUCUAUCUCAUUAAAACCAAAGUCGAAUUAGAAGAAAAAACAUAAUAAAUCGAACCUCAGACUCAAUAUGAGACCUUGAUUCAGAAACUUGAAGCUGAUGUUCGUCAACAUAUUCGAAUUGAAUAACAGUUGAGAAUCUACACGGAAACCUUGUAGUAAAAGAUUGAUGAUUUCAUAAGCGAAAGAGAAUAAUAAAUUUAAUUGAUCAAAGAAUAUGAACAAUAAAUCAAAUAGAAGAACAAAGAUAUAGUAAUCUAUCAAAGUGAACUUCGAAAAGCAGUUAAUUAAAACUAAUAAAAGCACACCAAACUUGUAACUGAACCUAUCCAUGAAGAAUAUGAUACGACAUACCAUAAAAAUAAAUUAAAUCAAACUAAUUACACACAUCAAAGAAAACCUAGCCAGCUCAAUGAGGAAAAAUCUGUACCUAAUAAAUCUCAAAUCAAUAGUUAUAAAAAUUCGCCAGAAAGAAUCCCAAUUCGUAAGAUAUCAGUGACCAAUUAUGCUGAAACCAAAGCCAUCAAAUAGCCUGUCUUUAUUCGACAGCCUUGUCCAAUGUCAUAUUCACAUUUAAAAACUGAAACAUAAAUCAGUUAUAGAAGUAACAGUUAAGAAAGUAAGUAUCUAUAAAAAAAUUAAGUAAAAUGA
Paramecium tetraurelia is the source of this 882-nucleotide messenger RNA. RefSeq lists its product as uncharacterized. Lineage: Eukaryota; Ciliophora; Oligohymenophorea; Peniculida; Parameciidae. The transcript has 3 exons. The record is from RefSeq and is a predicted model, not a curated record.